GUAACAUGUCCCUCAGAAGAAAUGAUUAUGGUGUCCAAGGCAAUCAGGUACAGGCAUGUUUGCCAUCAACAGUGUUUCCUACGUCAUCGAUUAUGUAGCUUCUGAUUCGUAAACCACCUGUGUGUAAUCCAACAAAAAGAAUUGUUUUUAAUGCGUACCUGUUACCAUAGCAGUCUGUGCAUGCUGCAUUACUGAAUGUGCAACGGUGGUAAUGGACAAACUCCUGACUGACUUUUGAUCUUGGCAAUUCAGGGUAUGGAGAGGUUAUCAUCUGUUUGGGCAGAGCUACAGAAAACCAACAAACUACCCUCAAGUUCUUUAAUGUCCACCUGCCAGACAGAGCUGCACGAACUGAUGUACCAGCUGGACAUAAUGUUUUCAUCCAAAAAACAGGAGUGGCUGCAGGAAGUGGAGGAUUUGCAGGUCCAGCUGCAUUCGAAGGAUCGAGAAAUACGUUCUCAACGUACUGAAUUAGAAAUCAAGACAAGGGAGAUUGAAGACAUGAAAAAUCAGUUGGAGGGAGUAAACAAGACUCAGAAAGCCAUUGUGAGCGAAUAUGAAGAACAACUGUCAAAACUGCAAGGAGAGGUUCAAAAAGUACAAAAAGAAUAUGAGAAACUGUACAAACAACAUCAACGCUACCGCAGAGAUCUGCAGCGUAAAAAAACCCAAGUGCUAGAAGAGAAGAAGGAAAGCAUGGAGGAACUCAGCAGUAUGAAAGAGAAGUUAGCGGAAUACGAGUCAAAAGAGGUUGAAUGGAAACUUCAGAGUAAAAACCAUCAGCAAGAGAUUGAGAUGCUGGAGGCCCAGAAGAGAACAUUGUUAGAAAAAUGUGAACUUAUCAAGCAACAGGCACAGACAUACCAGGCCCAGAUAGGCCGGCGGCGGGAGAUGCAACAUUCUUCAGAAGACAGUUUGAAAUCUCAGAUUGUGCAGUUAGAGUUGAAGGUUGAAAGUGCAACGCAGACACUUGCCACUCAGAAGGAAAAGAUUGAGAAGCUGAAGCAUUCUCUAGAAACUACAAUGGCCAGUCACAAACAGACAAUGUCCGAUAAUGAGAAGCUGCUGGAUGAUCUUCAAAAGGCAAAUGAGACAAUCCAAAUGCUAGAAGAGAGGAUAGUUCAGCUGGAAAGAGAAUGCCGCACAAAAUCAGAGUUACUUGCAGUCGCCCAGGAAGAUCUUCACCAAUACUCAACAGACUUGACACGGAUGGAAAAAACAAUGGAUGCUAAAGACAGUGUCAUCAAGCAGUUGGGUGAUACGCUGGAUCAUGAGGAAUCAGAAAAAGUAAAGAAACUGAAGGACGCUUUGCAGAGUGCCCGAGAUGACUUAAACUUCUGGUUUUAUCAAAUGAAGAAGUGGGGCCCAGAAUACGACCACAUUUCCAAGCAAAACAUGAUGCAAAUGGAACAGAAAUUAUCAGCCAGUUCUAACCAGCUGGACUUCGUGAAGCAAGAACAGGAAUCUGUGAGACAGAGAUUAAAGGACAAGGAAAAGGAACUUAAUCACACCCAGAAUACAGAAGUGCAGCAGCUACGUACUGAAAUAAAACAGCUGCAGGACAAGCUGAAUGUCGUCAGUGAGUCACAUCGUGUUGAAAUAGGAUCCUUGCAGAAGAUACUUGCUGAACUGACCGUAGAGCUGAACCAGAGUAAUAAAGCGAUCACUGUAAUGGGUGACAGAUCCUCGGAACUGGAGAGAAGCGUGCAAGAAGAGAUCAAAAUGCGGGAGAAAAAAGUAGCAGAGUUAAAGGUUGCACAGCUUCUGGUUGAAGCCCUACGGGCCGAAAACCAUCACUUACGCCAAGAGCUUCUACAUUCUUUUCCAUCCAAUGAAAAUGCAGUUAACCAGCACACGCUUACAGACCUCCAGGAGCAGAAUCUGAAGAUGCAGUGUGAACUUAGUGCUCUGCGUAACAGCAUAGGGGAUAUUGAAUUCUUUGUUCGCCGCCAGCGUAAUUCUGCUACAGAAUUGAACAACAGUUCAUUUACUGGUCAAUCUGACACACUACGGGAGAAGCACCCAGGGACAGAGGAGUUCGAGUUCUUAGAGACUGGCAUUAAGCAGUGCAAUGACCAGCUGCAGUUCCUGGAAGCCCAGAAAGCUCGGCUAGAAGCCCACAAUGGGUCAGAGCUCUCGCAUAAGUCUCUGCAUAGCAGCAGAAGAAAACCGUCUGAAGGAGGCUCGUGCUCGGACUAUGCAGACUCAUCUUGAUGACAGUCAGGCAACGAUCCUGGGAUCAAAGGCUAUGUCCAUAGCGAGUGAUCAGCAGAACUCGCAGGUGGAGAGACUACAGCUCAGCAUCGGUAGUUCUGAUGAAGAGUUUGCUGACACAAUAGAAGAUAUUGCCAAUGCCUUCUAUGAUCAGGAGACUCAGAGAGCUCAAAAGCUGGAGGAGCUUCUGGACAGACACAUUGAUACUUUUCAACAGACUUUGUAGUCUUUGUAGUCUGACUACAUUGUACAUUGAUAUUUAAUCUUCUUUUUUUUUCUUCUUCUGUUGGUGAUGCUACUGCAUUUGCUGUUGUUAAUUUUUUUUUUCUCAAAUGUGUGUGAAAGCAAUAUUUGUGUAGGCAUACAUUAGAAAAGUGAAUAACCUAUCCAAGACUAAACCUGAUCUGCUCAAAUAAUAUGCCAUGAAUGAUUGUGUGCUUGGUUUUCUUCAUGUAAAGAGGACAUUAUUUUUCAAAACUGUGAUAAGUUAAAAGGACAGGAGAGUCUUGUUAAAUACUACAUCUGGAGUCAGUAUGGGCUGCAAGGGAAAGGUCUAUGAUGGCAUAAAACUGUCUACCAUUGCACCAUUCUUUGUAACCUGUUAUCUUGGAAAUUAAAUCUCAUCUUUUUGCUGGCCAAAGGUCUUAAUACUGUUUCUCUUAUCUUUGCAUUACACCUGUUUUCUUUUAAAUAUUAAAAAAAAAAAAAAUUCUUAAGAGCUUUCACCUUCUCUCAUAAUAUGCAUGUAGGGAAACUUUCUCAUCUUCUGUUUUACAUAACAGCAUGCCAUUCUGAUUGUACUAAAUUAUAGUAUCCAAUUAUUCUGUGGUACACACAACAGGGAUCCCAGAGAUCCACAGUAAAAGAGUCGCAGCAUUUUGGGGCAUGAUACGGGAACAAGAUACUUAUAUUUCUUUUUUAGUGUUUGUAACAUUGGUGUACUCGGUUUGAUUUUCAGCAUGGCAUCAUUAUGCUGAUUGUUCUUUGGUAAACUGCUUUUGUUCCCA
This is a messenger RNA of Pomacea canaliculata, 3221 nucleotides long. RefSeq names its product centrosomal protein of 63 kDa-like. Gene Ontology annotation, biological process: de novo centriole assembly involved in multi-ciliated epithelial cell differentiation; centriole replication. The record is from RefSeq and is a predicted model, not a curated record. Gene Ontology annotation, cellular component: centriole. Bases 256 to 2214 code for a protein of 652 amino acids. The transcript is spliced from 20 exons. NCBI's taxonomy places the organism in Eukaryota, Metazoa, Mollusca, Gastropoda, Architaenioglossa, Ampullariidae.